UUACCUGUCCAGGUAGCUCGCAUUUCCCGGCGAGCGGCGGUGCCCGCAGCACCUGUCUCCCGGUGCGCGGGCGGGGAGGACGGCGCGGGGCAUGGCCUGGUAGAGGCCCCUGGGGAGACGGUGAGGAGUCCAGUCCGGAGCAGGGCAGGAGGCGGAGGGACGGUCCUCCCCGGCGCCUGCUCGGCCGGCGGCAGCAUGAAAAAGAACCAGACGGUGCAGGGCACCUUCAGCAAACUCUUCGGCAAGAAGCACGCCAACCCUCCCGCCACCUCCCUCUACGCCACCAACCCCCCCUGGAUUUUCACCCAGGAGGCCCCGGAGGAGGGGACCCGGCACUUCGACGGCAUCUAUUAUGGAGACAACCGAUUUGACACAGUGAGUGAGUCAGGAACCGCCACGCUGAAAGCUCGGCCAAGAGUCCGGCCCCUGCUGACCUUUCUUCCACUGGAUGCCCAGGAGAACCAUGGACUGGCUGUGCCCACCCCCUCUGUCCCAGACAGCUUUGCAGACAAACAAAUGACAGGCACCAGCAAGCUCAUCAACGGCAACCUCCGAUUAUACAGCUCUGUGGGGGACCUAAGGCCCAGGCACUAUGGCCAGGACUUGCUCAUCCCCCCGCCACCCCCGGGCCCAGCCCCGGCACCACCCUCAGACACUCCGCAGCCUCAAGAGGAGCCCUCACCACCACCUCCACCUUCCACAGCUCCCCCGCCUCCCCCGCUGCUGCUGCUGGAACCCCCGUCCCCGCCCAGCGUGGCCCCACCUCUGCCCCCAGUAAUGGGGGCCCUAUCCGCCGCACCCCCCCUUCCCUCCCCAUCCACACCCACCCCUCCGGACUUCAUUCCCCCUGCCCCACCCCCACCCCUUUUGCCAGCCCCGGCUCCCCCAGCUCCAGUGUCUCCUCAUACACCGGGGACUCACCCCUUCCCCGCUGUGGGUGUCACCAAGUGGAAAUCAGAGGUAGCGCUGAGUGACGGGCAGCCAGAGGCCCCCAGAGGCAGCCCCCCCAGGAGCCCUGCUGAGCCCAAGGGGAGCCUCCUGGGACCAGAGAUCCACCUCACCUUCCCCAGCUCGCUCAAGGUGCCUCCCCCAACCCCAGUCAGGAUUUCAUCCAUCUCCAGUCAGGAAGCACAAGGGGCUCUUCCUGAGGAAGGAAAGGCCACCAAGAAGGCCCCCAGUCGACUCCCACUGCCUCCCAGCUUCCACAUCCGCCCCGCGUCCCAGGUCUACCCCGACAGGGCCACUGAGCCAGACCAUCCCGAGGAGCCCAGGGCUACGGCACCAGCCAGUCCGAGGCCGAGCCAGUCCCAGGCCUGGACAAGUGAACAAGCCGAGACUCCACCUCCAGCCCCUCCCCUGCCCCCUCCUCCACCCCCACUCCCUCCCCCAGCACCCCCCCUGCCCCCAGCUGCCCCUCCUUUGCCAUCUGCUGAGAAGGCAGCCCCUCCACCGGCUGGGGUUAUGAAAAGACCCAAGUCCAGCUCUCCUGCUCCCAAACCCAAACUUGACCCCCCCAGCCCGGAGGACACAGCCUCUUCAGAGUCCGUGGACUGGCGGGAUCCCAGCCAGAUGGCAAAGCUGCGGAACGAGCUGUCAGCCUAUCUCUGUGGCUCCAGGAGAGAGGACCGGUUUGCCAGUCAUAGACCAGGCCCAAUUGCAGCCUCUCAGGGAAAGGAGAGCCAGAAGGGCCCCAGCCUGCCAGAGAAAGAGGCGCCCCCAAGCCUGCCAGAGAAAGAGGCGCCCCCAAGCCUGCCAGAGAAAGAGGCGCCCCCAAGCCUGCCAGAGAAAGAGGCGCCCCCAAGCCUGCCAGAGAAGGAGGCGCCCCCAAGCCUGCCAGAGAAGGAGGCACCCCCAAGUGUUCCUGAGGAGAGUCCUUGCAGCCAGCCAGAGAGGAAGGCUGCCACCAGCCUGACCCUCCCGCCUGUGGACUACAUCCCCCAAGACUUGCCAACUCCUAGCAUCUGGCAGAUCCGGAAUAAGUUGGAGGCCCAGCUUUCCUCAUCAGCAGAGAAGGAAGCCAAGCCCAGCAGAGGGUCUCUGCCUCCCAAACCUCAGCUAGAAGGGGGAAGAAUCUUUGAAAACAGGGCUGAUAAUGGCAAAUUCUCCAAGCCCGUGGCCAAGAAUCUGCCACCUCUAUCCACCACCCCUCUGCCAACCACACCACUCCAGUCCAAGGCCACGCCUGGACCAGCCACACCUGGACCAGCCAUACCACCCAAGGCCACACCUGAGCCAGCCACACCUGGACCAGCCAUACCACCCAAGGCCACACCUGAGCCAGCCACACCUGGAUCAGCCACACCACCCAAGGCCACACCUAAGCCAGCCACACCUGGAUCAGCCAUACCACCCAAGGCCACACCUGAGCCAGCCACACCUGGAUCAGCCAUACCACCCAAGGCCACACCUGGACGAGCCACACCACCCAAGGCCACACCUGGACCAGCCACACCACCCAAGGCCACACCUCUGCCCACCACAUCAUCCCAACUGAUAGCAGAGAAGAACCUAGUCCCAGCUGGGCAGUGGGAGAAGCCAGAACAUCAAGAACUUGCAGUGCCCUCCAAGUCAGAGGCAGAAGGGCGCUCCUCAGAGACCAGUAAGCCUACACAGGGAGCCCUCUCAUCUCCAGCCCUCCCCCCAAAGAUAUCCCCUGGCCGAGAAGAGGUGCCAUUUCUCUAUAAGCCCCAUCGCAGCCAGAACAGCCCCAGCAGAGAUGUGGCCGUGGUGAUGCCCACCCUGUCCAGAGGAGAGGCUGUAGGGUCAGGGGAGCCUGUGGAGGUGAAGGAUCCCCAGGGGCUGCCAGCCAAGCCCCCUGCCUCAGCCCCGCCCGCUGAGGAACUCCUCAGGCAUCCAGUGACAGGGGAGGUGGUGGAGCAGGGCUCCGCGAUGGCUCUGCUCCUUGCAGCCAGGCAGAGGGCACAGAAGGGGAGGUCCAGAGGGGCUGCCCUGGGCCAGUCCUCCCUGCCAGGGAGUCUCCGUGGCCACAGCCAGCCCAGGGCAGGCUCUGACAGCAUCUUCUACAACGACGGCCAGCCCAACUCCUUCACAGUGGUCCCCAAGGUACCCAAGGAGACUGAGAAGGACCCCCAGCUAACCUCGCCAGGACAGCCCAAGGUAACCAGUCAGUGGAAGCCCCAGACCCGCAGAGACCCAGAGGGCAUGGAGCCCAGCCGCGGGUACAGCUGGACAAAGACGGAGCCGCAGGCCCCCGUGGCCUGGGAAAGACCAGCGCCCUCCAGCCUCCCCCGGGGCCGCCUGCUGCCCAAGUCCUCCUCUUCCCCUCCUCCUUCCCACAGGAGGGAGGAGGUGGAGUUCAACUUUGAGGUCAUCCCACCGCCGCCAGAAUUCAGCAAUGACCCCGCGCCCCCGCCCCGCGCCCUGCAGUAUCUGGGGCGCCGGGGCUCCCCUCCCCGGAACAACUUCUCAGACUUGGGGCAGCUCGCGGACGCGGGCCCCGCUUGCGGCUUCUCGCUCUUUUCCGCCAGUGCGGGCCCCUCCGGGGCCGCCAGGGGCCUGGACCAUUUCUCGGGCGGGGGCCGUUCGCUUAUCAAGAAGCGCCUGUACGUCGUCGGGGAGACCCACCGCAGCCCCAGGCUGCCCCGGGGCGGCACUGGCCGCAGCCCGACCUCCCCCAACUGCUUCGGGCCGCAGCCCAGAGGGCCCUUCGCAGCGCCCGGACGCCCGGAGAUGCGGCGCGUCAACUCGACGGGUCGCGCGCCCCCCGCCGGCCUGCACGUGCGGAAGAUGUCCCUGGAGGGCGCCCCCCGCGGAGAGGCCAAGUACAAAGCGCCCUGCGGCGGCGGCGGCGGCGGCGGCGGCAACUGCGGCGACUGCGGCUGCGCCCCGGCUACCCGCAGCUCGAAGGCGAUGCUGGCUUCCCACCAUGAGUCAGCUGCCCAGGAUGGGCGGCCACUGAUUCCAGGCAGAGGAGCUGGGCUUCUUCCCUCUGACGGCACAGGGAUGGCCGGCUGCUGCAGACCCGCUGUUGGGGCCUCGGGAUGUUUUUGGCCAGGAAGCACCCUGCUUGGGCUCUCCAGCCUGUUCCUGUGCUACUGGGGCCACUGGAAAUGUUUCUGCCAAACGUGGAUCACACAACGAGAAGGAACAGCACCGCUGGGGGCCAGGGUGGCAGAAGCCAGUCAGGACCAACUUGUUCACUGUCCCGCCCACCUGGAAAGCCCUCCCUCAGGAGAAAGCCUUAUGGUUCUAGGGGUUUUAAAAAUUAAUUAUUUUUUUUUUUGGCUGCAUUGGGUCUUUGUUGCUGCCCAUGGGCUUUCUCUAGUUUUGGAGAGCGGGGGCUACUCUUCGUUGCGGUGUGCUGGCUUCUCAUUGCGGUGGCUUCUCUUGUUGCGGAGCACAGGCUCUAGGCGCGCAGGCUUCAGUAGUAGUGGCACACGGGCUCAGUAGUUGUGGCUCAUGGGCUCUACAGCACAGGCUCAGGCUCAGUAGUUGUGGUGCACGGGCUUAGUUGCUCCGCGGCAUGUGGGAUCUUCCUGGACCAGGGCUCGAACCCAUGUCCCCUGCAUUGGCAGGUGGAUUCUUAACCACUGCGCCACCAGGGAAGUCCCUGGUUUUUUUGUUGUUGUUGUUAAACAGCGAGCUCCCUGCACAGGGUUCUCAGGGCCUAGGAGGGAUCUAUGCACAGAGUGGGGACCCAGCAGACUUGCUGUUUUCCAUUUCUCCCACUUUAGUGUGGGAUCACGUGUCCAGUGCUGCUCUCAGGGGUGGGAUGCCACUGGCACCCCAACUGCGGGAUGCUCCCUUCUCAUUCCUGAAAACUGUAUUUCUUCAAUCUUGUCUUCUACAGACUGAGCCUCCGGUCUCCUUUAAGAUUUCCUCACAGCAGCGGUCUAUAUCCUGCCACUUCUUGUCACUGUCAUUUGUUUUCUGAGCCACUCAAAGAGGGUUUGGUAGUCUCCUGCUUCCUCUCUCUCUGUCUCUCUCUUUCCUACCCUAGCUGUGAUCUUCCUGCCCUUUGGCUCAAAACUUUCCAGCAUUUGUUCCAAAUAUCUGAGGUAGCACAAACCUCUAUCAAUUCAAUCCCACAGUUCGGUGAGGUGGGGGGCACCCAGUACAAGGCCAGGAGGCAGGCAAGAGGCUCACAGUCAAGUGCAGGAGACACACACACACACACACACACACACACACACACACACACGUAACUGGAAUAUAAAGCAGGAGAAUUCAAAGUUCUCCCACCCAGGGGAGCCGGGUGGUCAAACAGAGCAGGUGACCACGUGGGACACACCGUUUGUUGGCUCAGCACUGUGGUUGGCCCUCCUUGCUGGCCUGUGACCAGGUCAUCAAGGCUGCCCUCAGCCCUGUGACCCCGGAGGGAGUGCAUGCACAAGCGUGCAGAGGAAGGAGGUCUGCUGUCUGUUUGCCUGUUUCUCCUACAGUCUCUGACACUCAAACCCUUGGGAAAGGGUACCUGUUAUUGCUGACACGAACACACACACUGCUGAUAUCUUUGGUGACCAAUAUCUUUGGCCAUUUAAAGCUGCUCUUGACAUUCACUUUAACCUGAUUUCUCCAGGGAGAGUGGAGGAGAGUGAGGAAAGGACGUCUGUGUCACUUGCCUUGGUGUCGAGCACUGCUGUCCUUGCCCCAUGGGUCUAGCCUGAAUCCCUUGUGUGAAUCUCGUGUGUGCAUGCGAGGCAGGUUGUAACCAGCAGGUGGCACUCUACUCACAGGUGCCUGACCUCAAGCCCAGGAGAUGGAGUUCAGGUUUAGAUUCUGCUGAGGUUGACAGGGGUCCCCUUAGGAUCCUGGCACGGAGCUAAGUGCUGCCCCGUCUGCCAGUAUUUCUCAGAAUAGACCGUGCAUCAGAAACACUGGAGGACUUUCGUGAAAACACAGAUCCCUGGGUCUCGUUCCCAGAGCUCCUGAUUCAAUGAGUUUGCAGUGGGUCCUGAGAAUUCACAUUUCUAACAAGUCCCCAGAUGCGGCUGCCAGUCCUGAUGACUCAAGGACCGAACUUUGAGAACUGCUGCUGUGCAGUAUCCCAUUUAAUCAUCCCACCCCUCUCUGGGCAAGCAGCAUCCAGGUACCAGUGAAGAAGCUAAAUUCCCGACAGGCCAAGCGACCUGGCCUAGGCCACAGAGCUGGAGAAUGGGGAAGAGCCAACCAGCACGGGCUGCUCUGCCCUCUGCCUCAAGGGCACUGUGGCUGGGGUGGGUAUGAGCCCCUCUCCUGCGAGGGCAGUAAGAGGAGAGAGCAGGGUAGGGGUAAGCAGGGUACUGAAAGGAGGCACGGGGCGCUGUUAGACUGGCAGUCAUUCCUGGUGUCCACAGUGUAGAAGCACUAUUGCUUCUAUUGAAAUCUAGCCUCAUAAUACUGGCCAAUGAGCACUCACACCGCGGAUGCCGUGCUGCCGCCCUGACACCCCUCCCUUUUCAGGACCGAAGCUGUGGCUCCCCCAGCGGCUGACUGCGCUCAGCUGGGUCCUUUCCUGGACUGUCCUUUCCAUGCAACUGCUUUUUUUUUUGAAUUUUAUUUUAUUUAUUUUUUUAUACAGCAGGUUCUUAUUAGUUAUCCAUUUUAUCCAUAUUAGUGUAUAUAUGUCAAUCCCAAUCUCCCAAUCACACCACCACCCCCCCAUGCAGCUGCUCUUUCCACAAGAGAGCCAGCUCACCCAAGGUCAUGCCUGCUCCCUGGGGGUGGCCCACAGUCGCUGACGGUCCCUUCUUCCAACUCAGGACAACUCUGAAGAUGCCUCAUAGCUCCAGGGCUCCCCAGGGCGGCCCAGCUUCUCCCUCUGUCCUGCCGCCUCCCCUCCUUACCCCGCAGGUGUGCAUCCUGAAGGCUCUCCCCAAACACGUCCUGCACACAAAUCUCAGUCUCCCGGGAACCUAUCCUGCCACAACUUGUUAUGUACCAGGCACUGUUCUGAGCAUUUACGCAUAUUAUUUCAAGGAACCCUCCCAACAUCCCCAGGAUGUAGGUAUUUUUAUUAUCCCCAGUUUAUGGAUGAGAAAACAGAGGGAAAGGCUAAGUAACUUGCCCAAGGUCACAGAGCUAGCAAGCUGCACAGCCAGGAUUCCUAUGCAAGCUCUGAAGUGUUACACACACUGUCUUCUAGAACAUUCCUGUGGUCUAGUCGCGAAGAAAUUAAACAAAGGAAACAGUUGAAGAA
Messenger RNA from Balaenoptera ricei (Rice's whale), 7138 nucleotides. It is a transcript of the gene C11H6orf132, whose product is annotated as chromosome 11 C6orf132 homolog. The transcript is spliced from 6 exons. NCBI's taxonomy places the organism in Eukaryota, Metazoa, Chordata, Mammalia, Artiodactyla, Balaenopteridae. The record is from RefSeq and is a predicted model, not a curated record. Bases 196 to 4410 code for a protein of 1404 amino acids.